GGUCCGCCAUCUUCUCCCUGGCGGUCCGGGGAGGGGCCUCGCCGUUUGAAAACAGCAACAACCGCCAGGCGAAGCAACGUGAGGACGCUGCCCGUCGCCGCCGUUUCGUCCUGAGCGCGAAGAACUUCCCAAGAGAGACUGAUCGGGCCGCGAGGAGCGCACCCGCCGCCUCCCGGGGUUGGCAGUCCUGAUCCUGCCUGGAAUCGGAGCUUCUCCACCGCUGGCAGUCGAGGGGCAUGAAGUGGGACAUCGCCAGACCUGUGAACAGAGCAAUGGCCGGUUUGGCCGCCUGCUGCUUCUCCAUCCCGGAUUCCUGUCGCGGCCGCUUACGAUGUCCUUGCCUUCUCUGUUAAGGUUUGACGGAGAGGAGGACGCCACGCAGGGAGCAGAAUGGGCUGGACUCCUCUUUCCACCUAUGUCGCUGGUGGACCUGGGGAAGAAGCUCCUGGAAGCAGCCCGCCAAGGCCAGGACGAUGAAGUCAGGCUGCUAAUGGCCAAUGGGGCCCCGUUCACCACCGACUGGCUGGGAACGUCACCCCUUCACCUCGCUGCUCAGUACGGUCAUUAUUCGACAGCAGAAGUUCUGCUUCGGGCCGGAGUGAGUCGAGACGCUCGGACCAAGGUGGACCGGACACCCCUCCAUAUGGCGGCCGCAGACGGCCACUGUCAUAUUGUCGAGCUCCUGGUCAGGAACGGUGCCGACGUGAAUGCCAAGGACAUGCUGAAGAUGACAGCUUUGCACUGGGCGACCGAACACAACCACCGGGACGUCAUCGAGCUGCUGCUCAAGUACGGGGCGGACGUUCACGCCUUCAGCAAGUUUGACAAGUCUGCUUUUGACAUCGCUUUGGACAAGAACAAUCCCGAAACUUUGCUGUUGCUGCAGCUUUUUGCAGCGAGGCCCGAAAGACUUUCUCUUCCUCAGGAGGCGAUGCAGAAUCAGGUCAACAUCAACCCCGAGAGAGCGCAGGCCGUCCCGGGCUCUGUGACGGUGGGCCAGCCCUUCAUUCUGGCUUCAGGAGGACUGCUGAGUUUGGCCAGCAUCGUUUCUUCAGCAGACACCAAAGCAGCCUCAGGAGAUUCCAUCAUCACCAUGAGGCAGUUUCCAAACUCUGCCCCCUCUGUUCUCGCUACCCUGGCAGCCAUCGCAGAAGCCUCCGCUCCCCUUUCCGAUGCCAACCAAAUUCCUGCUGUUUCGGAAGAAAUCGUGGAAACCCACCCAGCGGAUGCUUCCUUCAAGCAGGCGGUCAGCGGCGGCCAGCACGUUCUCGCGAUUGUGACCGAGGGCGUCCCUCUGGGCCAGCUCCAGACGGCUUUGCCGGCCGCUUGCCUUGGGCAGCCAUUCAUCGUAACGAUGCAGAACGGGCAGCGAGUUCUAACUGUACCUGCUGGUCAGGAUGCAGAAGGAGCCCUUCUCAAAGCCCUGAGCGAGAACAGCCACCUGGCUGAAGCAGGGAAGCCGCCCUCCAAGAAAGUCAAAGUGAAACAAGCAGUGGAUGGAAGGAAGGAUGAGCAGGAAGGGAGAGAGGAUGGCCGCGAAAAAGAAGCUUUGCAACGGCAGCUUCGGGAGGCCAACCGUCAAGCUCAGGAGUACCGAAGCCAGCUGCUGCAGAAAGAGCGGGAAGCUGAGCUUUACCGCCAGAAGCUGGAAGCCAUGGGCCAGCAGGAGGCCGGCGCGAGAGAAGGGGCUGCCCAGGAGGAGGCCAGCGGGGCCGGCGCCGUCGAGGCAUUCUCUGAAGAAGCGGGCAGCUCCCCAGGGCGAGGGCAGCUCCCGGCCGACACGGGCACCGAGGCAGUCACUUCCUAACCCCCAGGUGGAUGUUUUGCUGUGCCUUUUUUUACAACCAAAGAUUUGCCCCAGGAAAACUGACAUGGGGGAUUUGGGAGCCAGGUUCUUGAGGCUGCCCCUCACGGGCUCUGGGGGUGGGAAGCCUUUCAGCAGAGGGCUUUAAGACAAGCAGGGGGAUCUAAAAGUCGCCUUCGUAGGAGGUGAUCCAUUUGAUUCAGCGCACUUGCUGAUAUGACCCUGCAAACAGCUCAGCAGAAUGUUUUGAAAACAGCCCUUUAACAUUUGCUGGGGGAGCAGCGGGGGAAAGAAACCUUUCAGCCCUCCGCUUUAGUGACAGCUGCAGGUAGGAGAAGAAAAGCGGUCAAGCCGAAGUAUAAACAGGAGCUGAUUGAUCAGCCCGCCCUGCCCCAUGGAAACAUGAGGCCAGCUUCAGGGCCGUGCGUUCCUCCCCCAGCAGUUUGCAGCCAUGAUGGGCCUUCAGCAAAGUCCAGAAAGGGAGCAGAGCUUCAGGCUGGGGGGCAGGAGAGCAGCUCCUCCCUCACUCUUCUAUCCCUCCCGUCAGGCCCUGCAGUCCCCCUUCUAGAGAUUUAAAGGGGCCUGAGUCACCCGGCGUCUUCGCUGCUCAGGGUCUGCAGAGGAGCCCGUCUCCAUCCCACCUCCGAGCCCUGAAUUUAGGUUCCGGGUCCCCUCUGAUUGGGGUCUCCCACCUCCCUCCUCCCACUUCUAGGUGGCCCAGCCGGACAGAGACAAGCCUUUAACAGCUUCCCAGCUGUUAAAGGCACAGGAACCCUUUGUCAUCCGUCUGCAAUCUCCCUCUGCUCGCGGUGGGAGUCCGUGAUUCAUCACAUCCAGCCCGCUGCUCAGUGCAGGAAUCCAAGUUGGAAGAUCCCAGAUAGAUGAGUGUCCAGGCUCUGCUUGAACCCUCCCAGUGAAGCUCUUCAGUCAAAAUCUGCCCUCCUCUAACUUCGUCAAACCCCUCUCUCGGAGCUAGGAACUUGCUGGGGAGUUUUAUUUUUCAACGGAAACCGAAACCAGAAGUUUUCCCCGUCGUCUUGAUCUGUGGCAGUGAGUCUGUCCAGCCCACUGUCUGAGAACUGGAAGGCAAUCACGGCUUAAGCGACGUGCUUUGUGGGCUACAUUCUAAGUCCACCACGCCUCAAGCUUGUAGUUGGACCUUCCCGUGGAAGUUGGACCUCCUACUCCCUGUUCCGAGUAGCUGAGAUUCAGCACCGUCCUUUCCGGAGAGCUUUAUUUCCUAUCCAGCCAAAGAAAGCGAAGCUGACUUUUAACAUCUGUUUCUCAGCCCUCAAGAGUCUGCCUCCCUCUUCGGCUGGCACGAAGGGCAGAACUGCAAUUGGUCUUCCCAGAGCUGAAACUCAGAUUUUACAAGACCCCGUAGGCAUUCGCUGGGGCUGGGCAGAAAACUCCGGCACCCUCCUUGGCCUUCGCCAGGCCAGACAGUGGGGGUCCCAGCUUUGGAAAGCAGCUGCGCCCCCAGACCAAAGCUUGCUCAACCAACGGGGCUGGAGGUGGGUGACGAUUUCCCCUGGCAUGGCUGCCCCCUUGUUCUGACCUCGGGAGCACAGGGACAUUAUCAGAAACGGCUCGCUCGGUUUCCUCCAGUUCCAAACACCCCAACCCGAAAGGCUUUUGUCAUAUGGAUUCCCUGGGGGUGGGGCGGGGGGCUGAAGACCCACCCUCCCUUCUGUUUCCUCAGGCACACAGAGCAUUAUCAAUAACCUGGUUAAAGGUGGGUGGAUUGAACAGGCAGUACUUUUUCCCUCCUUUCACCCCGUCAUCGGCCUUUGCUAGUUGGGUGGCACAGGGUGUUUUAUUUGUAGACACAAAACUCCCUAUAUAUUUUUAACAGAGAUAUAGGUCUCUGCGGAACCGUUUAUAAUAUUUUUUUUGCACCUCCGAGGACCAGAAAGCUCCCCUUUUCAAUCUGUUACGACGAUGGUUCUGGUUUAUAAUGCCAUUCCUCUCCACCAUCGACGAGGCCAGCCCGGGGAUGUCCGAAGGCCAGCGUCCGACGAAACAAAGGCCCAGACUGUUGCAAGCCGCGACACGGAGGUCGUUUUGGACUCAUUGGCGGCCCCAUCCCGAAAUCUUUCUUGCCCCCAGCGUCUUUCUGCCUAGGAAAAUGCAAGGUGCCAGGCGUGUUCCUUUGCGCAGCCCCGUGCCAAGGGUGGUUCUCGGAAAGGCAGCCGAGCAUUCGGGUGGCCCUGGUGUGGUCCAAGCGAGCGGCGGGCAGCUUUGCGCCUCCAACAGGGCUCGCGGUCAAGAGGUUUGACCACAGCCCCCGUCCUCCCUGAAGCCCAGCGGCUUUGGGCCGGCCACAGCUGCUCCAUCUCUCUGCCAACCUCGCAUUUGGGCUGCCUAAUAAACCGCUCGGCUACAGCGGCACUUCCGUAUCUCAGGAGAGCGAGGACCCAAGAGCCUUGCCCUCGUGCAAACGCCAUUUCUGGCCAGGCUGGGGUCCUUGCACACGUCCGGGGCUGCUAAGCUAGGGCGGCCAGCAGGGAGGAGGUCUGAAGGCACGGGCCCCUUCUCCGCAGCCCUGUUUCGUUUAAACCUGCAGUACUUCCCAAGGGGACGUCUGUCGGCCUCCUUUUGUUAUGAUGGUCUCGGAAUGGAAAGUUGUGCCUUACUGGUCCUUAAAGAGGCAGGGAGUUGCGUCCCCCCAGCGCCCUCGUCUUUGGCCAGCUACAAAUGUUGCCCGCCCCCCCCCUUAUGGCAGUGAAAGAUUCCCAGGACAUGCAAUAAACUCUUUUUCUGCUUUUUGAAUAGCUUUAUGUGCA
Messenger RNA from Python bivittatus (Burmese python), 4590 nucleotides. RefSeq names its product GA binding protein transcription factor subunit beta 2 (gene GABPB2). The record is from RefSeq and is a predicted model, not a curated record. Gene Ontology annotation, biological process: positive regulation of transcription by RNA polymerase II. Gene Ontology annotation, cellular component: nucleus. Gene Ontology annotation, molecular function: protein binding; transcription cis-regulatory region binding. Lineage: Eukaryota; Metazoa; Chordata; Lepidosauria; Squamata; Pythonidae.